UGGAGUACUAGUAGUACUACUGUACUGCUGGAGUACUGGUAGUACCACUGUAGUGCUGGAGUACUAGUGGUACUAUUGUGUAGUGCUGGAGUACCAGUGGUACUACUGUAGUGCCGGAGUACUAGUGGUACCACUGUACUGCUGGAGUAGACGGGUACCACUUGAGUACUAGUGGUGCCAAUGCACUGCUGGAACACUAAUGCUACGACUUGGUACUGCUGCAAUACUCGUGGUGUGACUAUAAUGCUGCAGUACUAGUGGUACUACUGUAUACUGUAAUAAUUAUGUAAACUAAAGUAGGCAAGUGGAUACAUUUGGGUAUCCUUGUUGUUUUAUUGAUUUGAAUACCUUUAACACUAAUUAUUGCUUAAGUUCAUUGACCCUUGACCUGCAUACACAAGUGAAGCCAAUCAUGAGAAAGGCUAUUUAAGGUGGCCAACAUGGUCACAUGACCUGAGAGCAUAGAUUGUUCAACAUCAUGGUCUAGGGGAAGGAUACAAAAGCUAGCUGUCAGGUUCCACUCUGAUCAGUUCUAGUUAAGGUAUAUGAAUAAUCCAGCAGUAGAGUAGAUAUGACGUGGAUGUAGGAAUGGCAUACGUGGCGAUCUUGUACAGGAAGUGUGAUUGUUGAGCUGAAGCUAACGUAGGCUAGCUGAGACUAGCCAAAGGUAAAGAAAAUAGAGGAGGCUGCUGUGACACGUGGUGAAAGCUUUAUUGGCACCAAGGCGGGCGGGGGCGGGGCGGCGUUUCCGUCUACUGUGGUCGUCCUCGGCCAGUCAUCAGCAAGGUGACAAAGUCCCUGGCGGCCCGGUCCCGCAGGUAGUAGCUCAUGUCGCUGGUGUAGGUUCCAUCGGCGUGGCGCCUGAAGAGGCUUCUACAAACACCACACGGUCACUCCCAUCCUGCCUCGUUGUUCUGAUAAAACUACCACCGGCUACGACCCCGCUCACCCGUUUCGUUUGGAGUUCUUCAGCCACUGAACGAAGUCUUGAGCUCUUCUGGUUUCCAGGUAUUUACUGUAGUCGUUGGAAAAGGUUCCCUCCGAGUGUCUCUUGGUGUUUGACAGCUGGAGCCCUUCACCGGAGACCGACUUGUCGCUGGAAGGAAAACAAGGCCUGGUGAGUCCAAUCACACAGUAGUCCUCCACAAGGUGUCCAGCCUUCUGGUAGAUGAGGCAAUGCUCCCAAGUGUCCAUAAGGUGGCAGCAGAAGGCGGAAGAAGAACACGUUACAGGAAGGAGGAAGUGAGAGCGCACAAAGUUGCAUUGCAGGGAUGUUAAUACACACACGGUACACAACAAUACUCAAUAGUGCAUGGUGGUCUAUUAGGAAAUACAUUUUUUUUUAGUGGGGAACCGAUAUUUUCCUGAAAGUUACUUAUGUUCUCCUACUGAUUACUAAAAAAGACAAAAAGUUAGAAAAAAACUUUUUUUUUUCCUGAUGACAGACACGUGUCUCAUCUUUCCUGCGCUAGCUUCCAUGUUGCUACAGCCGAAGAAGACGAUGCUAUGCUAAUGCUAUGUGUGCCGUGGAAGAUGAGUCCAAACGGCUGCCAUUCAGUGACUUGAUCCACGGAGGAAGCCCUUUUGGAAGCAAAGGUGAUGGUUCCAAAGGGCGUAGCAGUACGUAGGAUGCAACAUCACAAUAUGGAGUCACCAUGGAAAAGCUCACCUGGUGUCAGCGUGGGGGUCAGACGCCUGCCGGCUGCUGUGGAUGACCAUGAGGAGCAGGAGUCCGGCCAAAGAGUGAGCGUGCUUCAUCCUGUCUGGGGACCUUCUGGGAGCAGGGAACGGACGCACAGGAUGUUUUUCUCGGCUGCAUCGAGUUUGGUGGCGCUCCCAACGCCAAGAGAGGCGGUGAGGCCGAGGAUCUGGGGCAGCGGCACGGUCUCCUUCUGCUCCUUCUUCAGCCCAUUGUUCUUGUUCUUCUGCUUCAGGUAACGCAUCAUCACCUGGUUGUACACUUCCCCCUUCUUAGUGUGAUGGCACUCGUCUAUGAUGAUCAGGCUAAUAUCUAGCAGGAGAAGACAAACAUGGCCGGGAUGAUCAAGCUUAGCUGCAACAUGUUUGGUUCCAGUCACAUCAACACGUCACCAUGGCCAUGAAAAUAUUUCCCUGGAGAACUCUGAUAGAUGUUCUCAUGUGAAUUUCAUCAGCCGAAUACUGACGGCUGAACAGACGUGUGGCCUGGACGCCCGCAGAAAAAGACAAGAAAUACACGCAUCACGCGCUUCCAGGCGUUUCCACAAACAGCAUAUGUUCCACUGAGGUGGCUAUUCCACCUUGGACUGCUGAGUGCCAACAAGAGCUGCAAGACUCUGACAAGAUCUUGUCAUGUAUCAUCAUGGGAGAGCCUCCCAUUAGCACAUAUUCACAGUCUGUGCUUUAAGAUUUUUUCUGGGUAAAAGUGGAAAUGUAGUCAUGUUAUUAGGUUUGUUCUCUUUAAGGUCAGCCAUGCUUGUUUUCCAACCUGGGCAAUAACGUUUACAGUGCAUCUUUGUGUGUCAAUAUCCUAUCUUAACACUUACGGCCUUACAGACAAGUGUUAGUGCAUACAUGCUGAAUAUACUGUAUUAGGGCUGCAGCAUAAUCACUAAGAUACAAGGGACUUAUGGCAUCAUAUGUGUCCAUCGGCUGGGAUAGGCUCCAGCAUACUCCCGCAACCUGAAUGAAAAUUGUAAAACAAACACUGACUUUCCAAGGAAGCGUUGGACGAGGGGAAAAGCCCUCGGAGCACACAAAAAUCCUUAUCGUCCACCUGAAAUCCCACACCGUUUGAAAAGUGCAAAAAGUUUGCUAGAGACAAACAAACAGUGGCUGCUCGGACCAUGUGCCCGAAUAUGGUGCACCUUGCUGGGCCACAGCAGGUGGCUCCUCCCCCUCUAUAGUCUGGUUCUCCUGGUAGUAGUCAUGAUAUCUCAUUAGGACUAAUCAACAGGUACGGGACGAACUGUCCUUCUUACCUCCAAGUGUGCUCAAACUACACUCUCUAGAUAUUUGAAAAAGUAUUGCAUUUCAUGUAUAUUUUCUCAUUUGGCUUAUAUUUGAGUGUAGUCCAAAAAUUACGGUUCAUCGUGAAAUCUCAGUCCUCAAAUAUCAGAGAACAUUUUACGAGACCUUCAUUUUUCAGCCAUAAAAUAGAAGAGCACCCCCACCGGCUAGCAUAUGCUAGCAAUAGUGCAGUUUCCACAUGGGUAUCACGGGAUCUUGUUUUUUGAUGAACUACUUUACUACUUGAUGAACUACUUUUUUUCACAUGGUUUCAGUAUGCCCGUCUAUGCGCCAAAACUCCUCCUUUGUGGUUCCAACAGAAGAAGCUGAAGAUCCUACCCUUGAGAUGCACUCCCUCGUCUUCUCCUUUGACCGACCUCUCCAAAUAGUUUUGCAGAAUCUGGGCCGUGCAAAUGACGACAUCAUUUUUCUUCAUAAUCUCUGUGAAAGAGAUUUUCAACAAAGAGUUUCCACUGACUCUUUCCACUUUGUACGCGUGCUUGAGAAAGCGUUGGAACUCUGUGGCGUGGUGCUGCUCCACCAGAGGAACCUGAGGACAAAGAACAUUCCACUCAUCAGCACAUUUCAUCUCCCAAACCACAACUUUCAUUCUUUUGCUCAGAGAGCAAGAACUCCCAAAACAUGAAGAUACAAGUUCUUGAUUCCAAAUUCAAGCAGCAUCCCAAAUACACUGAAAAGAUUAGCGCAGGCAUUUUAGAUGUACUUCCUCUACGUGCCGGCCACCGCCAACACCGUGUGCGUAAUCAUGUGUCAAAACAAAUGGUUGCCGGAGCCAAGGGAACUUGCGUUAUGCGUUAAAGUGGGCCAAUAAUACACUUGCAUACAUGUACAUAUAUAUAAAUACAGUAAACCUCGGAUAUAUCGGAUUCAAUUGUUCCCACUGGUUUUGUCCGAUAUAAGCGAAAUCCGUUAUAUGCGUAUACCGGAAAAUGUCCGUUUUACGCAUACAUCGGAUUUAUAUCCGGUAUAUGCGUAAAUCGGAUUUUAUCCGUUAUAAAAAGGCACUUCCUUGACUAUGUUUCCAAUGUACCUGGACGCGCAGGCAACGCUGCAAACGCUGCAAAUGACGUCGUAUAGCGGCCUGUCAUGAUUUGGCGAAUCGGAGCGCCACGAUGCGGCCAUCCGAUAUAUGCGAGGGAAAUUUAAUGGAAAUGCAUUGGAACGGGACUGGAGAUUUUGUCCGAAAUAGGCGAAAUCCGUUAUAAAAAAUCCGAUAUAUGCAAUGAAUUUUUAUUGGAAAUGCAUUACAGAAAAAUUGGUUCUUUUUUAUCUGUCCGUUGUGAGCGAAUUUACGAUAUAUCUGAGUCCGAUAUAUCCGAGGUUUACUGUACAAUCUUACUUCUUGUCCAUAUUCUUAUACCUUGUUGACCAGAACGACCACUUUCCCCGUCUUCCGAUCCGCUCUCCUGCGUUCCAGAUGUUGACGAGUAACAUAAACCGCCACCCUGGUUUUACCACUUCCGGUCGGGAGGCAGAUGAUGAUGUUUUUCCCCUCCAAGGCAGGUUGAGCCACCUCCUUCUGAUAAUCCCGAAGAAUAAUUUCAGCUCUAUCUGGGCUGCCGGGAGCUCCGCCUGGGUCACUUGGAUCUGCAAAGCACACACAUUUCAACACCUGCUCAGCAAACUGCAAUUAUGAAGGAAAACAUGCAUUAUAUUAACGUAUUUCAGGUAUCAGGUAUCAAAUCAGAAAUGGUCAAAAAUUCAGAUAAACACACUCCUCAACGUUGUGGACAGCCUUCCAUGUAGAGUUGAAGCUGUAAUAGCUGCAAAAGGUGGACCGACAUAUUGAACCCUAUGGAUUAGGAAUGGGAUAGCACUUAAGUUCAUAUGUGAGGCCCUUCACCAAGUCUGGAACUAAUGGCCAUUUUUAUAAACUUCCCUUGCCAUCCUUCCCCAAAGGUUCUCUAUAGGAUGUAAAUCAGGGGACCAUGAUGAUGGUCCAAAAGAGUCAUGUUAUUCUCCCUAAAGAAGUUGGUCAAGCCAGCAUUGGGAACUGCAGCAUUGUCCUGUUAAAGAACCCAGCUGUUACCACACAGACCAGGACCCUCAGUCAUGAGGGAUGCCUGCUGCAACAUCUGCACGUCAUCGGCUGCCGUUUGACAACCCUGCACCACCCGACGCUCUGGUGUUCGGCUGAAUGAAUGAUGGACGCCCUCCACUGUGCCGGGUAGAAAACAUCUCAUGUGGGGUCUCCUUGUCAUGCUGGUAACAUGCUGGUUUUUCUCAUCAGAGAAUCAAACUUUUUUCCACCUUUCAAUGUCCCAUGAUUGAUCAUCCUUGGCAAAGUCUAAACGGGCAGUUUUAUGCCGUUGAAGGAGAUCAGGUCUUUGAAUUCCUUUUUAAAAAAAAGUCUUUUCCCGCAGAUGGCGUCUGAUGGUUAUUGCGCUGCAGUCUGCACCAGUAAGGGCCUUCAUUUGGGUCCAGGACCACCAUCUUUCAGAAAAUGUCGACUGCGUCCAAGCUCAGCAGCAGUGGCACGAGGAGUGAUGUGAAGAAUGAAGAAGAGCAGCCACGCACUGCUGACAGCACGGAGAUGAGCUCCGUAGGGGACAAUGCUGCAGUGAAAGAAAAGCACGCUGGCUCCAGACCCAAGAUGAUGUCCUGGACUUGUGAACUUGCUUGUUGCUUGAUGGGAUUCUUCAUCUUCCUCCUGGGUUUUCUGGCCGCCAUCUUUAUCAUCAACUCCAAGCUCGAUGAGCUCAUGAAUGAGCUGAUCAACACACAGACUAAUCUGAAGCAGCAAAUCGACUUGAUGCUGAUGAAGCGGGACGAGUUGCAAGAGGCAAGUCGAGAGCUAAAGGAACGUCUGGCGGCCUCGGAGAAGAGAGAGGACAAUGUGGAACGGGUCUGGCUUGAGCACGAACAUUUGAAUGCAACCCUGAACACAAUGCUGACGGAUCUGAACAACCUCGAGCUCUCGGCAGACGAGUUUGACGCCCAGCGUUUGGUUGUAUCGCAACGCUAUGAUGGCAUCAAGGCAAGUCUCAAGAAGAUGACUGCCAGCAUCAAUUCCUGUGGGAAAAAGACUGAAGCAGAAAUAUCCUGUGAUAGUAUGUCACAAACAGUAAGCACACUGCAGCAGGAGACGGAUCAAUUAACAAAGGGGCUCAGCACCUUAGCGGAUAAAGAAACCAAGCAAUACAACCUGCUCUGCUACAGACUUGAUAAAAAUCAUCUCACCGAAAAAGAGAUCGAAUGCUGCCCCAGCGGCUGGGAACCCCACGCUUCACAUUGCUACUACAUGUCUAACGAGAGAGUAGAACAGGAAGAGGCAGUCGAAAAGUGUAUAAAGAAAGGUGGCCAACUCGCUGAUAUUGAUGACAUGCCCGAACAGAAGUUCAUCACACGACUCAUUUAUAAAGCUUUUCAAGAAAGACUGAAGAAAGGUGGGAAAAAAAACCCCAAAGGUCAUGCUGCCUGGAUCGGCUUAAAUGACAGGGUAACGGAAGGAGAGUACUUCUGGCUGGACGGCCGACCACUGACAGAGCCCAUAUAUUGGCAGAUAGAUGAACCAAAUAAUUAUGUGUCAGCUGGCGGGGAUCAAGACUGUGUGGUCAUUGUACCCCCACAAACCAUGGUGCAGGAUGAGUUUGACGACUGGGAUGACAGACAUUUUAAGACCUGGGAUGACCUGCUUUGCACUAACAAUCGAUACUAUGUGUGCGCGAAAAAAAGUGCCAUGGGCUGAUUACCACCUCUUCAUCUCAAGUCCCAGGACCCCCACCACCAAAAAACUAUGACAUUUUGUCAGGAUUACGCUGAAUCAUGAAAAGACAGCAACCAAGGCCGCGUUAAUCCUGGAAAGGAUGACACGGAACAGCAACCAAAGCCGUGGUUAUCCAGAAAAGGAUGACAAGGAACAGCAACCAGGGCCGCGUUACUCCCGAAAAGGAUGACAAGGAACAGCAACGUGGGCUGCGUUAAUCCCGAAAAGGAUGACAAGGAACAGCAACCAAAGCCGUGGUUAUCCAGAAAAGGAUGACAAGGAACAGCAACCAGGGCCGCGUUAAUCCCGAAAAGGAUGACAAGGAACAGCAACGUGGGCUGCGUUAAUCCCGAAAAGGAUGACAAGGAACAGCAACCAAAGCCGUGGUUAUCCUGAAAAGGAUAACAAAGAACAGCAACCAGGGCCGCGUUAAUCCCGAAAAGGAUGACAAGGAACAGCAACCAAGGCCGCGUUAAUCCCGGAAUGGAUGAGAAGGAACAGCAACCAAAGUCGUGGUUAUCCUGAAAAGGAUGAGAAGGAACAGCAACCAAAGUCGUGGUUAUCCUGAAAAGGAUAACAAGGAACAGCAACCAGGGCUGUGUUAAUCCUGAAAAGUAUGACAAGGAAUUAAAUAAGAUAAAUAAAAUUUAGCUAUUACUACCCUUGUGUAAAUACUUAACACUUUGAACAUGAAUGGAACAAAAUAGUCAUUAUUUGGUUACAUCACGUGCAUGUUUUAUUGGCAAAUUCUGUGUGUUAACUUUUAUGAAACUUUUAUAAAACGUAUGUGUUGCUGUGUUGUAGAAAUGAACCAGUAGCCAAAAAGUAAACUAAACUGUCGCAAUUGAAGGCAGCUAUUCUGUCAGGACGUCAGUGUAAACAUGAGAGCACGUGACACAACCAGGAAGUGUUAGGAAGGUUGAUUCGCGCUGUAGGAGGAGCCUCCGAACGCCUGUACUGACAAUUACCACAUCCGGAAAGUGAUAGACAGGAAGUGGAAACCUCUGGAGUCCAUGGUAACGAAACGUAUUAGCUUGAGGAAGUGUUAAGAUAUACACUUAUUCCGCCAUUUUGUGGCCAUCACUCGCAACUACAGGUGUAUGACUGUACUCACAAUGUCCAUGUCGUCCUUUGUGAUGAGUUCCCUGGAAAAACACAACGUGCAGACUACUUUGGUGUCCAUGUCGAGAAGACUGGGUACUAGUAUGUCAAUCAUCCGCAUGCAGUGGUCGUUCUGCUCUUCCACUUCCGGGCGGGGCAGCUUGACCAUCAUGUAGUUCGCCGCUUGUUGGCACCCGGCGUUGCACAAGGCGUCCACAAAAGCCUGGAACCAGCCUUCCGGGUGAGGCUUCCGAAGGACGGCACUGAUCAGGGCGUCCACGGCCGCGGAGUUACCGUCCGUUUUGGCCAUUUGUCUAAGAAAUUCUCUCUGGUCUGCACUGAUGAUAUGGAGACGAUCCAGAA
This is a messenger RNA of Doryrhamphus excisus (bluestripe pipefish), 8179 nucleotides long. The record is from RefSeq and is a predicted model, not a curated record. Lineage: Eukaryota; Metazoa; Chordata; Actinopteri; Syngnathiformes; Syngnathidae.